Molecule: messenger RNA, 4546 nt
Organism: Astyanax mexicanus (Mexican tetra)
Lineage: Eukaryota; Metazoa; Chordata; Actinopteri; Characiformes; Acestrorhamphidae
Product: transcriptional repressor p66-beta
Exons: 11
Coding region: 143-2080 (645 amino acids)
Biological process (GO): negative regulation of transcription by RNA polymerase II
Cellular component (GO): NuRD complex
Molecular function (GO): sequence-specific DNA binding
Source: RefSeq, a predicted model, not a curated record
UGGCGCUCGUCGGCGGCCAAUGGGAGCAUCCGCGCGGUUCGCCGGUGCCUGGGACUGCGAGUGGCCGGAGGUAACGGCAGCGUCUCAGCAUCCCCACACACAACCCGAGCGAGAGGAACCUGCGGGCUGAAGGCGAGGAAGGAUGGAUCGAAUGAGUGAGGAGGCACUGCGGCUGAACCUGCUGAAGAGAGGCUUGGAGCCUGCAGAGGAUCGCAGUCGGGUUCAGGAUGAUGUUCUGCCCAAGAGGCUGAAGGUGGAGGGCCAUGAGGCCAUGGAGCGUCUGAAGAUGCUGGCCUUGCUGAAGCGGAAGGAUCUGGGAGGUUUGGAAGGUGGCUCGGGGGGUCUGGCAGACUUACGGGGAGCAGGGGCCAGCAGCCACACGGCACUGGGAUACACUGCCUAUGAGGAGAAGCUGAACGGCAACCUGAGAGCGCCGGCCAUGGCCCACUCGCUAAUGGGGCGCAGUGGCAAGGAGAACAUCAGUGAUGAGCCUGUGGACAUGAGUGCCAAGAGGAGUGCUGUGGAUAAAGAUCGUCACACUCCCUCUCCUGAUGUCAUUGUCCUGUCUGACAAUGAGGCGUCCAGUCCCAAAGGAGCGGGCAGAGAAGAGCGAGCGAAGCCUGUAAAUCUGGACAUGUUUAAGGGAAAGAGUGUAGCGGAGCGUCAGCGGGUGAUUAAAGCUCUGAGAGAGGAGUUGAGGCUGGAGGAGGCUCGUCUGGUUCUGCUAAAGAAGCUCAGACAGUCUCAACUACAGAAGGAGAACCUCUCCCACAAGGUGUCUGUGGUCCAGAGCAGUUCAUCAUCUUCUGUCCACCCCUCAACCCACAGCUCUCAGGCCAGCACCAAGCUGCCCCCUGGAACUGGCCACAGACAUCAUAGCACAGACACCCAGAACCUCCGUGCUGCACAGGGUCAGAGUGUGAUCCGGUCUGCAGUCAGCGCCUCCGUGCCCCAGAUGAUGAUGUCUCAGCGUGUGGUUGCCCCAAGCCCGGGGCAGCUGCAGAGCCACAGAAUGCAACCCAAACCCAGCAGCAUGCGCACACCCUCAACCAAUAUCAGCAGCACUGUCAGCUACCAGCAGACAUCUAGUCAGCAGGUGUCUGUGCCUCAGCGAUCCAGCUCCUCCUCCAUCUACAUGAACCUGGCACACAUGCCGGCAGUGGGUGUGGCCGGAAUGGCAAGUGGGGUGGCAUCGUCCUCGCUGGCCAGCGCAAGCUCCGCCUCUUUACAGGAUGUGGCCAGCAGUCAGGCUGCAGCCAAACUGGCCCUACGCAAACAGCUGGAGAAAACACUGCUGGAGAUCCCACCACCCAAACCACCAGCGCCCCUCCUCCACUUCCUGCCUUCAGCCGCCAACUCCGAGUUCAUCUACCUGCUGGGGUUGGAGGAGGUUGUGCAGUGUGUCCUUGACAGUCAGGGUAAGCUGCGUGGGGCUCUGGGUCAGUUGGAGCCCUUUGCUUGUGCUCAGUGUAAAACUGACUUCACCCCCCACUGGAAGCAGGAGAAGGGUGGGCGCAUCCUCUGUGAGACAUGCAUGACGUCCAAUCAGAAGAAGGCUCUAAAAGCAGAGCACACCAACAGGCUGAAGAAUGCCUUUGUGAAGGCUCUACAGCAAGAGCAGGAGAUUGAGCAGCGGUUGCAGCAGGCUGCCCUGUCCACCAGUCCCACAGUGUCUGCUGCUAGUGUCAGCAAAGCUGAGUCCAUGAUCAGGCACCACACUAUCAGACAGGCAUCCCAGUCACAGAGUGCCCAGUCCCAAGUGUCUGUGCAGCGCAGCGCAUCCUCUUCAAGCUCUGGCACAGCGCGGGGUGUACUAUCCAACUUCGCCCAGGCCUCCCAGCUCGCACUGCCCACUGCUAUUAUGGGUAUGACCAGCAAACACUGCUCCAGUUCCAGCAGCCGGGCACAGCACGACGGACGACAUCAGCUAUACAGCAUCCCUGGAGUAAACAUCGCGUACCUGAGCCCGGGCACUGUCGGAGGUCAUAAGUCGUCUAGUUUAGCGGACAGACAGCGCGAGUACCUGCUGGACAUGAUUCCCCCUCGCUCUAUAUCUCAGUCCAUUACUGGACAGAAAUAAAUCUUCACAUUCACACCUAACCCCGUCAUGCACACCAUAGCCAAAAUAUGCAUAGAAAUGCAUUCACACUAUCCUAAUUCUAUCUUUAUCUUUAUCUCUCUUAUUCAUUCACUCUUACCCGCUCGCUCGCUCUCACAAACACACAUACACAUACACACACACACAAACACACACACUCUCAAAUUCACACACUCAUAAACACAGACACACCUCCACUAUUGCUCCCCCUGUUGCAUGCAGUGCCUGUCAGUCUGCUUACCAGCUAAUAUUUCUGUGUAACACAAUCAGUGACUGUAAGACUCCAGUGCUGAGACUCCAGUCACUCUCUGCAAGUAUGCAAACCCUCCUCAACACUACUGUCCCCUGCCCACUGACCGGGGGUCUCCUCCACACCCACCCACUCGCCCUCACUCACUCUAGAUAUGUGUAUGUAUGUGUCUGUGUGAGAGUGAGUGCGUGGACCUCUUUUGUAAAUUCAUAUGCUUUUUAGUUAGAGUGUUUUUUUUUAAGUUCAGCAUUAAUAUUUCAAAAGUGUGUGAGUGUAUAUGAGUGUGUAUGAAUGUGUGUGUGUGGUAGUACUGUGCAGUGAGAGUGAGACCGACUUUUGUAAUUGAAUUUAAAUGGACACUGUUGUUUUUUGUCGUUUGAUUUUCUGAAAGCAAACAUCAGUGUUUUUAAUGAGAUGGGGUUUAAAUGAAGAAGCCUUAUAUCAUACCUUCUAUCACUUUAUGUGGAGCUUUUGUUUUCAUGCUACAGCUAAGCUACUUUUAGCUGACUUUGCAAUACUUAAUUACCAUUUCCUAAAGACUGGACAAAAAAAAAAACGUUUUUUGUAACUGUUCAGACAGUUUUCAGCAUCUUUAUUUAGGGCUCUUACUGUUUUGGCAGUGUUUUUCCUCCCCCAGCGUGAAAAAGCCGGGUCUGUAACACUUCUGAGCUGCCAGUUGUUCAAACCUCGGCCCUCGUCGCAUCCGUCAGCUCAUCGCUCCCCCCUUCAGACGCACUUUAGGCAAGAUCAUUGGCUCAUUUAUAUACACAUGUAUCAUUUGUUUCAUCAUGAUCUCUAAACCGAGUCACUUCUAUAGUUCUAUCUCUCAUCAAAUGAACAGGAUUGGAACGACGCUGGUGACGGUCCAGUUUUGACAUUAAAUAAUGUUGAAGUGAAAUGAUUGAUGCUUUGGAUGGUGAGGAUUUCGAGUUUUAAAGGUGCUGUUUGUCGGAUUUUCCUCUCUUCUUUGUGAAGUUGACAGAGUGGAGGAACUUCUCAUGCGCUGCCCCUUUAUGAGAACAGUGCAAUAUUGAGAUACACAGGGAAGAAGUUACGUUUGUUUUAUUUAUUUGGUUAAAAUUUCAUGCUUGUUUUUGGCUUCAUUUUUGUUGUUUUAAAAAAAAAAAGUUUUUCUUGCCAUUUUUUAGUAAAUAUGUACAGUAUAGAAUGCUACCCAGAAAACAUGCUUCUUUCUAUCUUACUUUCUUUCUUUGUUUCUCACCACGUGCCCCAAGGCACUUUUGUUGACUAAAAAACUGAAAAAAAAGAUAAUUCUUCGUAUAUGUAAAGCUGAUUUUUUGAAAAAAAAAAAUUCUUACAAAAUACUUGUAAAAAAAAAUUCUGCUAGAAAAUUCAAGUCAUUUUGUCAGUGAUGCCCCAAGUAUCUUACUUUCCUGGUUUACUGGUCAAGGUUUUAUGAAUAUUGAACUUAUAACAAGUAUUAAAAAUACUUAUUUGCAUGGAAAGACAUUGUUAAUAAUGUAUUGUAAAUAUGCCUCAUUUGCUUUUGGGGCUCAAAACAUGAAAUCAACACAUUUGUACAUUGUAUAGAAAAAAAAACAGAAGCCAUUGAUAUUGUGAGUGUCAUUUUGUCAUGUGAUCCCUGUGUAGUACUACACACCAAUGUAUGAGAUUACAAUGUUUUCUUUUAAUUCAUUCUCAAAAUAUAUUUUCUUGUCCCCUCUGUAUGGGUUGUGCUAUGUGAAAUGUGCUUCAUACACCUGGUCCUUCUGUUCUUGAACUCUUUGAUCACUUACUUGGCCACAGUCUCUCUCUCCCAGUCUCACCUGCCUGUGUUAAAGUUGAUGCUUUACGUUCUGUUCACCUCCCUCUGUACAUUACGCUGUUGUAGACCUACAUUAACUUGUACGUUUGGGAGAUGUAGGAAGGUUCAGACAGCUUCAUGAAACAGUUGAAGACGCUCUCAGUGCUUUCACGUUUAUUCUCUGCAGUCGGCCCUUUAUGAUCCAUCACCCCCUGGGGCCAGGGCCAGGACUUGGUCUUGUUCUUUGCUUUUCUUUUGUAUGAUUCUUCAUUACAAAAGCAACAUGCUGUGUGUGUUCUGGAUGGUAAAGAUGAAUGUGGAAACUGAGCAGAGUGAAGUAAAGAGGCUUGUUUUCUUGCAGGACAAAUGUUGCUUCAUAUAAUUUCAGUAAAUAAGCUUACAAUAAAGACAAAUAAAGGAAAUGCAUCGGUGA